Spirodela intermedia is the source of this 1727-nucleotide messenger RNA. The record is from the annotation of a GenBank genome assembly. Lineage: Eukaryota; Viridiplantae; Streptophyta; Magnoliopsida; Alismatales; Araceae.
AUGGGAGGUUGUGCUUUCGCUGCCGUCGUAGCUGAUCCGGCGGGUAUUUAUUGGUUGCUCUGAGGGACGGCCUUGUACGCAGUUGUUUGACCUCGGACUGCCGGGUUGGAACAGCAUUCAAUUCAUCGUCCGUCCCUCCCUCCCUCCAAGAACCUAGUAGCCUCCAGUUCGGUCUUAAAGUCUGUCGGCCGGCUCCGAAUCUGUAUCUGACGUUGAUGUAUACGAUUUCUUCACACCCUAACUCCCCCGCACCCCAUGCAGUAACCCUCACUAUCUGAAAUAGUCCACCCUUGGAUUAGGGAUUAUUGCCUGGUCCACAAUUGCCUCGGAUGUUUGAGCGCACAUUCGAGAGUGGCGGAAAUGUGGAACCGGUGAGGCAGAAGGAGAGACAUGGAUACUAGAGAAACCGCGAGGCGGGGGGGCGCGGGGACGGACCACCGACUAUGCAAGUGAGAGCGAUAACUAAGCGGAGAGGCAGGGAGUGUUGGCAAAAGAGGGUGGGCACAGUGUCUCACGUCCCCAUACGUAGAUACUCCACCUUGUGAAGUCAUUCGCAGACCAGAUCCCUAACCGAAAAUUUACCAAGGCCGGAGAAUCUUGAUGCUCGUCGUUUCCAGCAUGUUUGGAACGUUUCCAUUCAACGUGAUUCUGCCCCUCCCUCAGUUGACCUUCACUACCACUGGCUUCCCUUUUGUCACGGAUGCUAUUAAAACCCAUAAGGAAGGGACCAUAAUCGCGUGGGUCCCACAUCCCCGCUUCGUUUUCUCCGUCAGAAGUCGCUGUGUACUUAUGAGGGCCAGGUGGCAUCCUUAGGUGAUGAUAACUAGAGUGUUUCAAUCCAAAGGCCCAUGCCGGCGUUCCCGUGGAUCAUCGGACAUUGAACAACCGCCUGCCUCGCCGCCAGUUUCGAAGAUCAUUCAACACCCCCGAUUCCACUCACCCGGACGACCAAGCCAGAGCUUCUCAUCCGUCCCCUGAGAACCCGUGCCAGCCAAACGGCAGCCUCUGGUCCAUUCCGUCCCACGGUCCCGCGCCAGGCUGUGCGCCGCACACGCUAAACCAGCCGUCUCCCUUAUCCGUCCCCCGCGAAGACCGCACUAUAUAAGUAUCCCUCCCGCUCGCCUCCAUCGCACCCAUCACCUCACUUCAUCAGCCAGCUCUCUUUCCUCCUCUUCUCCGGCCGACGGGUCGUCACCUUCUUCUUCUCCUUCAGACACCGGUUGCUCCACCGAUCCGCCCCGCCCGUAACCCCACCGCAGAACCACGUUCCACCAAUGGCGCAGCAGACCAUCGAGGCCCACCGCCCCGGCGCGGAGAUCUACACGGGCGACGACCUCUGCCGCCAGAAGGCCAUCGACCUCCUCGAGGAACUCAACCUCCCCAGGGGCCUCCUCCCCAUCGAGAACGUCGAGGAGAUCGGCAUCAACCGUCAGACCGGCUUCGUGUGGCUCCGCCAGAAGAAGGCCCUCAACUACACCUUCCGCAAGGCCGGCCGCCUCGUCUCCUACGGCGCCGAGGUCACGGGCUUCGUGGAGGACCGCCGCAUGCGGCGGGUGACGGGGGUGAAGUCCAGGGAGAUGCUCGUCUGGAUCCCGCUGGGAGAGUUCUUUGUGAACCCCAAGGACACCACCAAGAUCACCUUCAGGACGCCCGCGGGACUCUCGAAGACCUACCCGGCCUCGGCCUUCGAGCUCGAGGAGCAGGGAAACCAGAGAUUACUCACCUGA